Molecule: messenger RNA, 2424 nt
Organism: Ctenocephalides felis (cat flea)
Lineage: Eukaryota; Metazoa; Arthropoda; Insecta; Siphonaptera; Pulicidae
Product: transmembrane and TPR repeat-containing protein 4-like
Exons: 16
Coding region: 224-2266 (680 amino acids)
Biological process (GO): protein O-linked glycosylation via mannose; endoplasmic reticulum unfolded protein response
Cellular component (GO): endoplasmic reticulum
Molecular function (GO): mannosyltransferase activity; protein binding
Source: RefSeq, a predicted model, not a curated record
UCAAACCAGUGCCAAACACGAUUGAGGAAGUGAGUGAAGGAGUAAACGAUUUGUAAUGUGUUUUGCGGUUUAUCUAGGGCCCCUUUGUAAAAGGGGCGCUAUAUAAUUUUUAUUGUUUAGUUUUAUUCAAGAUUUUUAAACUAACGACACAUGUACAUGUAAAAUGAGUUACCACACAUAUUAUUUCUUCUAAAUAUGUGAAACUAAAAAAUAACGAACUAAAAUGAAGUUCAAUAAAAAAAGCCUCGAAGUAUUUUUGAUAAUUAUUACAGCAUGUCUUUGCUAUGGUUUUACCUUACAAGGAAAUUUUGUUUUUGACGACUUUGAAGCUGUAGUAAACAAUGAUGAUGUUAAAUGGAAUGAUAGUAUUAUUAAUAUAUUCAAACAUGAUUUUUGGGGAGCCAAUAUAUCAAAUCCUUUAAGCCAUAAAUCAUAUAGACCUUUAACAGUUUUUACAUUCAGGUUGAAUAACUAUUUUAGCGGAAGUUUGAAUAGCACACAUAUGAAAAUAACAAACUUUAUCUUGUACCUUGUAGUAUGCCUUCUUGUUUACUAUGUAUAUAAACUUAUAGCUGAUGUUAACAGUAUUCCAUUUAUAAGUGCAAUUUUAUUUGCAUCUCAUCCAAUACAUACUGAGGCUGUGAGUAGCAUAGUAGGUCGUGCUGAAUUGCUUUCAUCAUUUUUUUGCUGCAUUGCUUUCAUUUUAUAUAAUAGAAGCAUAGAUGUCUGCAAAAUUGGUGACAUGCUUAUGUAUUGCAUACUGAGUACCUUUUUCGUGAUAUUAAGUUUGUUGAGCAAAGAAAAUGGUGUGAUGAUAAUAGUGGUUUGUUUGACUUAUGACAUACUAAACCAGUGGCAAUCAAAGCAAAAUUCUAAUAAAAAUGAUGAAUUUAGAAAAAUCCGAUUUGCAUUACUAACAUCAUCUAUGAUUUUACUUAUAUUUUGGAGAAUGCAUAUCAUAAAUUUUGAAACUCCUAUAUUUCAGAAAAUGGAUAAUCACAUUGCAUUUUGUAAUGACAAAAUCUCAAAAAUAUUAUCACAAUUAUAUUUAUAUUCUUUAAAUAUAUGGCUGCUGCUAUGUCCAAUUUGGUUGUGCUGUGAUUGGUCUUUUGAAUGUGUGCCUUUACUUACAAUAUGUGAUAUAAGAAUUAUUACCAUUCCCGCUCCUUGGAUAAUUAUUGGUCUUAUAAUUUAUUAUCAGAAAAGGUUUUUACUUAAUGGACUUAUAUUUAUGAUCAUUCCUUUCUUACCUGCAAGUGGUAUUAUUACUGUCGGUUUCGUUAUUGCUGAAAGAGUCUUAUUUAUUCCAUCAAUUGGGUUCUGUUUGAUGUUAGGAUUUAGUAUUCAGAAUAUUUCAAAGUAUUUUUUUAAGACUGCAAUCUUCUGCUAUGUGGCCUUAAUAUGUUUAUGGAUUGUGCGAACAAAUAUGAGAGCUGCAGAAUGGUCUAAUAGCACAGUAUUAUUUGACAGUGGAGCAAAAGUUUGCCCACAAAACGCCAAAAUACAUUACAAUAGAGCUUUGACCGCAUCUACGAAUAAUGAUAACCAUAAAGCAGAAUUACUAUAUUUGGAGGCAUUAAGGCAAUAUCCAGAGUAUGAGCAGGCUUUAAAUAAUUUAGCAAAUUUAUUGCGAGAUGCUAAACGAUUUGAAGAAGCAGAAUCAUAUCUACGAAAAGCAGUUCAUAUCAGGCCGUCAUUUGGUGCUGCGUGGAUGAAUCUCGGAAUAGUUUUGUCACAGUUAGGUGAAUUUUUAGAAGCAGAACAUUGUUACAAAAAAUCAUUGCAUUAUCGACCAAAACAUGUAGAUACCUUUUACAACCUUGGAAAUUUGUAUUUGAGCAAUAAGCAAUACAGAGAAGCAAAGAGUUCAUGGCUACAAGCAACGAGAAUAGAUUCUUCACAUGCAAAGUCGUGGAUAAAUUUAAUUACGCUUUUAGAUUCACAAGGAAAAAAUGAAGAAGUUAAAAAGUUGGCUUCUAGGGCAUUGAAUAAAUUACCAAAUGAGCCCGGUUUACAUUUCUUGUUAGCUAAUGCUUAUGGGAAGUCAAAUCAGUAUGAAAUGGCUGAAUCUCAUUUUAAAUCGGCAAUCAGUAUUAAACAUGAUGCAUUGUAUUUUGCAAAUUUAGGGGUUCUAUAUCAUAGGUGGAAUAAGACAAAUUUAGCUGAAACAAUGUAUAAAGAGGCAUUGAAGAUUAAUCCAACAUUAAAAAGUGCAAAUGACAAUUAUAACAAAUUAUUGCAUAUCAAAAGUAGAAGGCAACAUUAAAGUGUGUAAUCAGAUAAGACAGCUCUACCAGCCCUUGCUGUUCUACCAACUCUGUGUAUGUAAUCCUUACUGUGCGUAGGAAUGUCAAAAUUCAGCACCACAUCAACGUGGGGAAUAUCCAAACCUCUAAGGAAAAAUAAAAUUGGGAUUAAUGAUUA